Scleropages formosus (Asian bonytongue) is the source of this 5440-nucleotide messenger RNA. RefSeq names its product Fas binding factor 1 (gene fbf1). The transcript has 30 exons. The coding region runs from base 276 to 3734 and encodes 1152 amino acids. NCBI's taxonomy places the organism in Eukaryota, Metazoa, Chordata, Actinopteri, Osteoglossiformes, Osteoglossidae. Gene Ontology annotation, biological process: cilium assembly; establishment of epithelial cell polarity. The record is from RefSeq and is a predicted model, not a curated record. Gene Ontology annotation, cellular component: centriole; ciliary basal body; ciliary transition fiber.
ACAAGAUUUUUGGUCCUAGUGAGAAAUUUUCCCUUUGCUUCUAAUACUUUGGACAGUUUCAUUAUCCGUAACUCUUUUUAUGCAUUAAGUGAAGGCAUUUAUAUAAUUAUACUUUUUAAAAUAUUAUUUCUCAAUUUAUAUCAACGAUGCCCAAUUUCAGGAACGGACCAUUGUCCGGUUACCAAUGGAGACAGGAUGACGCUUCACUGUGAGAUUCACUCACGUUUGUUAGCUAACUUGCUAACUGUAUUUGAUCAACAAAGCCUUAACUUGACAUGGCUUCGAAACAGAACAAAGGACUUAGGGCAGGGUCCAUCGAUGAUGUGCUGGGUGAUCUGUUAGGUGACGAUGACCCCCCGGUGAGGACUCGGUCCCCAGUUCGUAUCCACGGGCAAGGCGGGACUCUGACGUCACGUAGUGGGAAACGGUCCUUGCUGGAUGAUGACUUCUUCAGCAAGCUGGCUGAAGAAGCUGGACAGGAGGAGGGGUCUGAUGUAUCUGAGGCUGAUCCAAAGGCCUUACUGGAGAGUUUGAAGGACAUGGAUGACAUGGAUGCCGACCUCUUUGGAUCAAAGAAAAAACCCAGCUCCGCUCCCCCUCAAACAACAGUCAAGGCUCCUGAAGUUGGGCAUAAAUCUGGAGAUGAGUCAAAAGCAGGAGAGACAGAGAACCCUGAAAGUGAGGUGAAGAAGCCCAGCUCUGCUCCAACUCCUGCCACACGUGGUUACAAGAAGUUCACCUUCAACGACAGGGGCAAUUCUCUCUCGGACCUGCUGGACGAUUCAAGGACAACAGAAGUCCCCAAAGACAGCAUUCCGGAGGACAAAGGGUUACCCCCCUCAGAGAGCCCUGCCAAAAAAAGAGAAGAAACAGCUUCUCCAACCCGAGCACCAAAAAAGCGAGAGGAACUGACAUUUGAUGAUGAUGAGGAUGACCUGAUGGAUGCACUGGGCUUUGGGGAGAGUCCAAAGGGGAAGGGGGUCCAGAAAAAGGAAAGCAACCCCCCACGGCCAGCGCGAACCCGGCUGGAUGAGAUCCUCGGCCGGGGGACAUCUCCACACCUGCUAGAGCGUCCUCCCACUGGCGAGAAGAAGGAAGUGCAGCCAGAGAAGAGUGUCUCCACAAAAGAUGUCAUCGAUGGGGAGGAUGACAUCACAUUUGGCUCCUACCAGCCCACCAUCACCUUGACGCCUGAGGGACGGCAAUCCCGUAGGCAGUCUGUCAGGUUCUCCACAGAGGAGGAUUGCCAGUCUCUGGAGAGGAAGCCAAAGACUGCCUCUCCGUCCACCAAACGCACCAGCAAGCCCCCCACUGACUGGUCGGGGCUUAAACAGGACAGCCAGUCAGUACAGCCAAAACCCAAACAAGCUUCUCCCUCCGGAGCACGACCUAACAAGCCUGCUGCAGACUGGCUAGGACUCAUGCAGGAUGAGGAGGAGGUGGACUACGAGCAGCCAGUGUCUGCACACGAUGGCCAGGUGCCUGUCCUUUCCCUUGCACCCUCACAGGCAGACAAGCAGUCUGCUCCCAGUAGCCAAGCAACACCUGGAGGCCCACCUAGAACCCAAUCAGUCAACACCAAGCCCUCCUCUCCUCAAGUAACCCCUUCCUGGCCCAGACCAGAAAGUUCCACCAGCAGGGAAAGCGAGGACUGGUUGUCAGAGGCACUGACCCGAAAGAAAACCCUCAGUGUCUCCAAGACAGAAGAAAGAGCAGCCCCACACGAAGACCCCCAGGGGCUCGGACAGGAGGUGGACAUAGAGGCGUUUCUCAGCACUAAAAAUACUUCAUCGCUUGCUGGAAGGGGGAGAGUCGAGGACAGAGCAGCUCCUAGCAAGCAGUCCAGUUCUCCGCUGCCCUGGGAGGCCCCCCGUGAACAAGGCACUACAACUGGUCAUCAGAGCCCAGAAAAAGAGGACCGACCAACCCCUGUGUCAUCACAGACAAAGGCGAAAAACACCACAACAGCUGGCGCUCCCCAGUUGUCACUUUCUGCAGAGAGUCUUCAGCAGCUCUUUCUUCAGCAGCAGCUGGCGCAGUCCCAGUUGUGGGGGCUUGGGGGUGCCCUGCAGAGGAAGGAUGCAGAACAACAGUCAAACGAACAUGCCCUCCAAGCUCGCAUCAUUCAGCUAGAGGGUCAGGUGCGCAGCCUACAGCUGGAGCGAGACCAGAUGCAGGUGCUGCUGGAGAGCAUUCAGCAGAGGCACCGGCAGGACACAGAGCUCAUGGAGACCACCCACAGGGCUCGCGUGAAACUGCUGGAGGAGUCGUCAGCUCAGCGGGAGGCCCGGGCGCGGCAGGACAGCGAGGACCUGGCCGAGCGGUUGGCUAGCGUGACGCGGCUGGCGGAGCAGGAACGGGCUGAGCUGCAAGCCCAAUACCAGCGCCGGCUGGCCCAGAGCCAAGAGGACCGGGAUCGAGAGGUGGAACGGUUGCGGGACCUACAGAGAAAGUCCAUCUUGGAGAUGAAGAAGGAUCACGAGGAGCAGGUGCAGCGGCUCAAGCGGCUGAAGGACGAGGAGAUCGAUGCAGUGACCAGCGCUACGUCUCAGACCAGGUCUCUCACGGUGGUCAUCGAGCAGAUGGAGCUCUUCUCUCGCCGACUGGGUGAACUGUCAUCGCGUGUGGAGAGCACUCACGAGCACACAGCCCAGGGCCUGGAGCUAAGCGCACGGCAGCGGGAGGAGCAGCUCCGAGCGCAGCAGAAUGCCAUGGCAGCGGAGCGUGCUCGCCUCAAGGAGGUCAUUGCCAAGAUGGACAUCCAGCUGGCUGAGCAGCAGAGGCAGCUGGAGAAGGAGCGCUGGAGGGUCACAGCGGAGCAAGCCAAGGCGGAAUCAGCCCAGAGGGCCCUGGACGAGGAGAGACGUACCCUGACGCAGCACAUCGCCAUGGAGAGGGAGGAACUGGAGAGAGCCAAGAGUGCCCUGCUGGAGGAGCAGCAGGCAGUCAUGCAGCGGUGCGCAGAGGAGCGCAGGAAACUCUCUGCCGAGUGGGCACAGCUGCACGCCCAGGAGAAGCUGCGGCAGGAGCGGGCCGAACGGGAAGCGAGUCGAGCGCUGGAGAGGGACGCCCAUCGGGAGGGCUCUCUGAUCAGCAUGGUGCAGGAGCAGGCUGAUCUGAAGCUGCGUGCAGCUGAGCUGCGGCUCCGGGAAGAGGCGGUGGCCAAGGAGAAGGCAGAGCUCGAGCACCAGAGGGCAGAGCUGGAGCGAGAGAAGGAGGCGUUGAGCGCGGCCGCACUCCGCCUCAAGGCACGCGCCCAGGAGGUGGAGGCGUUCAGUAAGCUGGCUUCAGAAAGGUACGAGGAGGGUGAGAGGGCACUGCAGGAGGCCCGGCAGGUGGAGGCGGAGCACCACACCCGGCUGCGCAACAUUCAUACCCAGAUGGAACGGCUGAGGCAGCAGGAGCAGCACCUGCACCAGGAGCGGAUACGACUAACGGAGCAUCGCAGGGAGGCGGACCGCCUGAGGCCAAGAAUUCCCAUCAACCCCCAGCUACCUACCACCUCGGUUCUCUCAGAUUUUGCCCCAGUUGCGGCCAGCACUCAGUUGCCACCACCCACAGCCAGCCCUCUGCCAACACUUCCUGGCCCGCAGCUGGGGUCUCCAGAGCUUCAGGCUCGGCUGGCUCUGCUCAGAUACGUAGCGGAAAAGGACCGGGACUUCCUGCAGGACGAACAGUUGUUCCUGGAGACGCUGAAGAAAGCACCGUACAAUUCAGCAUUCCAUACCGCGUGACAACCCAGAAAUCUGUCUUUAUUAUGCUUUAUGCAAUAAAAUUUCUCUAAUAUUUUCCUAAUCGCAAGGUUUGAUUUUUGCCUCCCCAUGCCCAAAUUUACCAAACUUCUGGCAGACUCCGUACUGCACACUCAUAUCUCGGUUACACCGUGCACAGUACAGGUGGUCCCCGAUUUACGAUGGUUCGACUUAUGACUUUUUCAGCUUUAUGAUGGUCAGCUGACGAUAGACAUGCAGUAGAAACCGUACUUCAAAUUUUGAAUUUAGAUUUUUUUUUUUUACCCUGGCAAGCAAAAUGCAGCGCGAUACUCUCUCGCAAUACUAGGCAGCGGCAGUGAUCUGCAUCUCCCAGUCUUGUCACGCAGAGGUGCGUAUUAAGUAUAUUAUUUUCGAAUUACGAUGGGUUUCGCGGAACGUAACCCCAUCACCUGUAUUCUUGUGGUGUUUUCCCUAAAUGGUUUCACAGUACAGUCAUCUUUACCCCAAGGGGAGAUGAGUGCACUGUCCCAACUCCUCAGAGUUGGUCAUGCACAGGAAUAUUUGUAGGAAUGCUGUCGGUACAUAUCAAUUGUUGCUCUUAGAAGUCACGCAAACCUUUCCUUAGCCCAGCGAGCAGCAUUUACUCAAAUGUGAGCUGCCAGCGUUGCAUCGAUGGAAAAACCAUACAAAAAUGACCAAAGGUUCAAAACCAUCUGAGCGACAGACCUGUUUGACAUGUCUCAGAAUAAAAUGUGAACACCCUGUAACGGUCUUUCAUACACCAUCAAUGAAGGAUGGUAAUAAUCACAGUGAGUCAAACGGUGACGAGCAGUGGCACAGGCCUACAUACCGUACCAUAAUUAUUUUAAGUGACAGAUGUCCCACUGGAAAAAUAUUAGGGAUCACUCAAUGUAGCCAUUUAAAUUUCCUAUCAAUUCUGUUAAAGUGCUCCAGUUUGUGGGCUUCAAACAUCCACAUCCCUGACCUCCCCGCUGCCGGACUGAGCCAUAAUUAGCCCAAACACCGCUUUUCAUUUGAAAUGCAAAUGGGUUUUUUUUUUUUUCUCCACUCUGAAGGAGGUGUGGGGAAUAUAUGAUUCAGGCAUCAGGUAAUUCCACAUAAUAACAGUAAGGGCUCCGGCAGCAUAUAUAAAUUCCCUGGUUGGGCUGCCAUCAGUCUGUCACCUUUACCCACUGGAUUCGGUGAUCACAGAACAGAGAAGUGCCAUGAUUUUAGCCACACCGGCAGAGAUGCCUGUCACACGUGCCCUGCCGAUGCCGAACGCCGCGCAGCCGCCGUCUCCCGUGUCACCCGGGCGCCAGCGGAGACACACGCUGCCAGCCAGCGAGUUCCGGCCUCUCAGUCCACAGGAUGCUGCCAGCGUGUUCGAGAUCGAGCGGGAAGGUACAGUACAGACCGUGAGCAACGUUAACGUUCAUUCAUACGCUCUACAGGCCAUUCGUGAAGAACCCUGAUCAUUUAUGAUACACUGAUUACCUAAUUUUUGGGUGCAGCUGUUCAGAAAAAGACCUUAAAAAUUAAAUCUUAAAGAGAUGUUUCCAAACAAUUUUUAAGACUUUUCUUGCUGCUUAUCUCACAAGAGUCCACUGUAAAGCGUAAAGACUGCUAGCAUUAAGUUGGCAAGUCAAUAAAUAAUGAUAAUGAAGUGAUGACAACAGUGACACCGUUGCCUUGGCAGCCUUCCUCUCCGUGUCCGGAGAAUGUCC